This is a messenger RNA of Clunio marinus, 1760 nucleotides long. NCBI's taxonomy places the organism in Eukaryota, Metazoa, Arthropoda, Insecta, Diptera, Chironomidae. The record is from the annotation of a GenBank genome assembly.
GCAUACGACAGACAGACAACUUUGAAGUCAUUCAUUCCUUUUUACUUUCGAACUAAACGAAAUCAGUCAAUUUUUCUUGAAAAAUACGCAGCAAAAUUGGGGAAUCCUUUAAAUUUAAACAUAUUACAUAUAAUUUUCAUACGUCAACAUCAUCCAUUCAUCGCCUCAUCGACCGAGUGAUUGCACACCGCUGUGAUAAAAGAUGAGUGACUUACAAAUGGAUUGUGCCCUCGAUCUGAUGCGUCGGUUACCGCCACAACAAAUCGAAAAAAAUCUUAUCGAUCUUAUUGAUUUGGCGCCUUCUCUUUGCGAAGAUUUACUAACUUCGGUUGAUCAACCUCUUAAAAUUGCAAAGGACAAAGAGACAGGAAAAGAUUAUUUACUUUGUGAUUACAAUCGAGAUGGGGAUUCAUAUCGUUCACCGUGGUCCAACACCUAUGAUCCGCCACUAGAAGACGGCUCAAUGCCGUCAGAACGUCUAAGAAAACUCGAAAUCGAAGCAAAUCAUGCCUUUGAUCAGUAUCGAGAAAUGUAUUAUGAAGGUGGAGUAUCAUCAGCUUAUUUAUGGGAUCUUGACCAUGGCUUUGCUGGUGUUAUUUUAAUCAAAAAAGCAGGAGAUGGUAAUAAGAAGAUAAAAGGUUGUUGGGAUUCUAUACAUGUUGUUGAAGUCCAAGAGAAGAGUUCAGGUCGUCCCGCUCAUUAUAAGCUUACAUCAACAGCCAUGCUUUGGCUUCAAACUAACAAGCAAGCAUCUGGAACGAUGAAUCUUGGAGGAAGUUUAACACGUCAAAUUGAACAGGAUUCGCCUGUUAGUGAGACAUCACCGCAUAUUGCCAACAUCGGUCGAAUGAUUGAGGAUAUGGAAAAUAAAAUUCGCAAUACUCUCAAUGAGAUUUAUUUCGGCAAAACUAAGGAUGUGGUAAAUGGUUUACGAUCAGUGGAUGUUCUCGCUGAUCAAAAGCAAAAAGCGGCAAUGAAGCAAGACUUGGCAAAUGCUAUUCUACGACGUAAUGCCAAGAACGAGUGACUGUCAGUUCAUGAUCAGUGGGACUGGAUUGUUGAGGAUACGAUUUUUGGUUUUGAUUUUCUUUAAGAAUUUUUAUAAUUUCGUGUCCAAGCUGUCAAAGUAACGCCGAUUAAUGAACAAUCAACAACAUUUUAACUUAUAAUUUAUAAUUUCCAAAAAUAUUAUCUUAACGGGACUUCUUGAGCAAAGAGAAAGGAAUGUUUCUCUAUCCAGCUUAGAAACCAACGAAGAUCGACUUUUUCGUUAAAAAAGUAAGAAAUUUAAAAAGAGGAAAAAAAAUCUUUUAAUUCAAUAACAAAGUUUAAGAUUUUUCCAACAUAAAUUAUUCGAUUUGCACGAUUAUUGAUUAAUUGAAACAAGCAUAAUCCAUAAAAGUAUUUUUCACCCAUGCGGACAGAGAAACUAGGAUUUCUCUUUUAGGCAUUUAAAAAGUCCGAAAUAAAAUUAACUGAUAAGAAACACUUCAUGUUAUCCAACAACUAGAGUUGCGCAAGGCAGAAAAACCGUUAGGAUUAACAUUAAUUAUUGCAUUUCCCUUAAUCUUGCAACAGUUAAAGGCUCUUAUUUUUUAUUUUUUCAUUUUGUGUCCAUGUAGUGUAUCAUAUAAUUUUUUUUAUCGCAUAGAAUAAAAGCGGCGUUCAAGUUCUAUUAAUAAAAAAAAAACAAAUCAAAACAACUUUUUAAUCAUUUUAGCGAAAUAAAAACAGUUGAUCAUUGUUGCCGGAACACUAAU